GGGAGGCGCCAAGUCUUAAGCGCUAGUUGCAAGUUCGAUGGUCUAACUAGAUCCGUAGGAACAGUGUAUAAGAUUUUUCAAGAGGAUGCAUACAUUAGUAGUCCGUUCGUUUUUCUAAUAGCUGGAGACAGGAAAUCGCCUUAACAUUUUUGAUAGGAACAGUUUGCUACUCUUUGUUAUCGAGAGCUUUGAGCAAAGCAGUACGACUUCGAGUAAAUUAUUCGAAUAAUAUCAAGUUUUAGAGCGGUACAAGUUUUCAGUCCAUUGAAAUUCGUUUUUUAUUAGACUGCAGAUUUUCUGAGUAAUGGAGAUUUUGUGCAAUUACUCUCAAAAUCCAGUGGUUGGUUCGUCGAAAAGCAGUCACAUGGAGCAUGAACCAGUCCCAGUAUCAUCCAAAGUGCAAGAUACCACUGCUUCUCAGCGACGAAAUAUCAAUUGCACCAGUUCAAAUAUCUUUAGUAGUCUUCAGCAUGCCCAUCUUCCUGUAGCCCCCAAUCCGAAUGUCUUAUUUAAGAACGAACUGACAGAAAAUUACUCCGACAAUUUGGCGCCGCGUAUAUCACCAUACCUUCUUGGGAUGCUCCAGUGUAGACCAGUUUCCUUACCUCUUACUCGGAACGUUGUGAAAGAGGGAUGGCUUAUGAAACGCGGCGAACAUAUUAAAAAUUGGCGACGUCGAUAUUUCAAAUUACGGGAAGAUGGGACAUUUUAUGGAUAUAAAAUUCAACCUAAAGAUGAUAUGGCGCAACCGUUAAAUAAUUUCACUGUUCGCGACUGUCAAAUUAUAUGUUUAAACAAGCCAAAACCAUACACAUUUCUUAUUCGUGGUUUACAAUGGACCAAUGUAGUGGAACGUUUAUUCUUUGUCGAGACGGAAGCAGAAAGAAAUUAUUGGCUUAGCGCAAUUCAAAGCGUCGCAAAUCGGCUCAAAUCAUCAUUUGAGCAGCCAGUAUCCGUACACAGUUUAGAUUUGGCUGAAAAUAUGAUCGUUGAUAUUCCUCAGAGGCCUGUGAAACGUUAUUCUGUAAAUGACUUCAGACUUUUAAAAGUUUUAGGGAAAGGUACUUUUGGAAAAGUGAUUUUGUGUCAAGAAAAUGAAACAGGUCAUUUUUACGCUAUGAAAAUACUAAAGAAAUCUGUACUUAUUGAAAAAGAAGAAGUUGUUCAUACAAUGACUGAAAAUCGUGUGCUACAACAAUGCAAACAUCCAUUUAUGACAGAGCUACGUUAUUCGUUUACUACACCUAAUUAUUUAUGCUUUGUUAUGGAAUAUGUUAAUGGUGGUGAAUUAUUUUUUCAUCUACAACGCGAUCGUGUAUUCUCAGAAGAAAGAGCUAAAUUUUAUGGUGCAGAAAUUACUCUGGCUUUAGGUUAUUUACAUCACCAGAAUGUUGUUUAUAGGGAUCUUAAAUUGGAAAAUUUAUUGUUGGAUAAAGAUGGUCAUAUAAAAAUCGCUGAUUUUGGUCUGUGCAAAGAAGACAUGUACUAUGGUGCAUCAACUAAAACAUUUUGUGGUACACCAGAAUAUUUAGCACCUGAAGUUUUAUUGGAUAACGAUUAUGGGCGUUCAGUUGAUUGGUGGGGCCUUGGCGUAGUAAUGUAUGAAAUGAUGUGUGGACGUUUACCAUUCUACUCAAGUGAUCAUGAAGUUUUGUUUGAACUAAUACUGCAAGAGAAUGUCUCCUUCCCAGCCCGUCUUUCACACCCAGCUCAAGAUAUCUUGUCUAGACUUUUAAUUAAAGAUCCAACAAGUCGAUUAGGUGGUGGAGUACAGGAUGUUUUGGAAGUUAUGGCACAUUUGUUUUUUGCGUCAGUCGAUUGGGAUCGUUUAAUAAGAAAAGAUAUUCAACCACCAUGGAAACCAGACGUGGUCGAUGAAAAAGACACAAAAUAUGUCCCAGAUGAAUUCAAGGAUACGUCAGUCGAUUUGACUCCUCCAAACGAUGAUGAAGAUAAUAUGAAUCGAAUUGUCGAUGGACCAUAUUUUGAACAAUUCAGUUUUCAUGGAAGUCGACAAAGUUUGAAUAGUAGAGUCAGUGGUUAUAGUUUUGGUGACACAUUUUAAUAAUGUGUAUUUUACUACAAGUUCAAUUGACUGCCUCUUACAUGAUUUAACUUUCUAUGUACAAAAAAGAAGAAAUGAAGAGAAUGUUAUUAUAACUAAUAUUUUUCAGAUAGAUGAACAGACAAAAAACGUUUUAGAGCCUGGAAGUGUGUGUAUAUUCUCGGAUUCCGAUUAUAAAAUAUGUAUAGAUUUAUUUUCAUAUUCAUUCAUUUUCACCUGGUUUUGCUUAUUUUUCUUUCCUUUUUUCGAAUACUUGAUAUUAUGACAUAAAUUGUAUGUGAAUUAAACAUGUUUAGUUGCAAUUGGUCUUGGAGAUGUGUAACUUUCAUCUCCUGUUAUUUUUCAUUGAAACUUAUCAUUUCAUUGCCUCGUUUAUUUUAUUAUUUUUAGUAUCAUUUUAUGUGUGUGUUUUUGUGACAUUUACAAUUUUGGUCAGAUUAAAUCUAAAUUGUUGAUGUUGUUGUUGUCUCUAUUAUUUGCAUAAAGUUGGUUUACUAUUUUCACUAUUUAGUUAAUCUGUUUCCUUUUUAUCUCCGUUUCUUUUUACUGUUCCCCCCUACUAUCUCACAUAAUCAUUUUAAUGUUGUGGAUUUCCCCCCUUUUUUAUACAUAAAUCUGUUUAUACGUAAUAAUGUACUAUUGUUGUUAUUGUUGUCUUGUAGUCGUAAUGAUUUAGGUUCAUUCUACUUUGUGUGCAUGUUUAUGUAUUCUGACACUAGGUUUUAUUUUAGUACCUACAAGAGAAUUGAACCCUUCUUUCUAAGACGAAAAUUAUCCUACGUUCUCAUUUGAUGCAUCUAGAGCUGAUCACCCCGUCCAUUGUUCAGUAAAACAAAUACCAGGAUCAAUAUAGACAGUAUUACAAUAUUUAUUAUUCAGUUGUAUGAUUUUUAUUGACAAAAUUCAAUAUAUCUAAUUCAUAGAAAUAAAACAUUAUAUUGAGUGU
This is a messenger RNA of Schistosoma margrebowiei, 3011 nucleotides long. Lineage: Eukaryota; Metazoa; Platyhelminthes; Trematoda; Strigeidida; Schistosomatidae. The record is from the annotation of a GenBank genome assembly.